Messenger RNA from Coffea arabica (coffee), 4935 nucleotides. RefSeq names its product pleiotropic drug resistance protein 2. Gene Ontology annotation, molecular function: ABC-type transporter activity; ATP hydrolysis activity; ATP binding. The record is from RefSeq and is a predicted model, not a curated record. Gene Ontology annotation, cellular component: membrane. Lineage: Eukaryota; Viridiplantae; Streptophyta; Magnoliopsida; Gentianales; Rubiaceae.
GAACAGUCUGUUAAACACAACAUCUCAGUUUCUCCUUUGGCCAAAAGGGCUGCUAGAGAAACUGACUGAACACGAAGAAGUUGGGAAUCAAGAUUCAAUUCGUUCAUUCUUUGUGCACUGUUGGUAGUCUUGUAGCGUGCAGUUUUCUGUCCCUGGAGUUUUAUUUCUGACUUUUGUUGUAUAGUUUGAGGUGAAGAAAAGAAAAGAAUAGAAGGGGUCUCGGAAAGGAAGUGAUCAGCGAGAGUUGGAAACAAUGGCUGCUUUUGCAGGGGAUGAUUUGUCGAGGGCGACGAGUAGUAGGAGGAGUUGGGGGUCAGGGAGUGUGAGGGGGAGUGUGAGGGAGAUUUGGCAAGGUCCACCUGAUAUUUUUGUUAGGAAUAGUACUAGGAGAGAAAUGGUGGAUGAUGAAGAGGAGCUCAAGUGGGCUGCUAUUGAGAGGCUGCCUACUUAUGAUAGGAUGAGAAAAGGGAUGCUUAAGCAAGUGGUGAGUAAUGGAAGAGUGAUCUCAAAUGAGGUUGAUGUUACUAAUCUUGGUGCUCAGGAUAAGAAGCAGUUAUUGGAUAGUAUUCUUAAAGUUGUUGAAGAUGACAAUGAGAGGUUCCUUACAAGACUCCGAGAUCGAACUGACAGGGUGGGUAUUGAGAUUCCAAAGAUUGAAGUGAGAUUCCAGAAUUUAUCUAUAGAGGGAGAUGCAUAUGUUGGCACCAGAGCACUUCCAACUCUGUGGAACUCCACCCUCAACACGCUUGAGGCUGCUAUUGGAUUGAUUGGACUUGCUCAAUCAAAGAAAAGAGUUGUUAGAAUUCUUGAAGGUGUGAGUGGAAUUGUUAGACCAACAAGGAUGACACUACUGCUUGGGCCUCCCGGUUCAGGAAAAACUACCUUACUGAAAGCUUUGGCAGGCAAAGCUGAUGAUGAUCUGAGAGUCACUGGAAAAAUCACCUACUGUGGUCAUGAAUUCCAUGAAUUUGUUCCUCAGAGAACAAGUGCUUAUAUCAGCCAGCAUGAUCUUCAUUAUGGUGAAAUGACAGUACGUGAGACAAUGGAUUUUGCUGGUAGAUGCUUGGGAGUAGGAACCAGAUAUGAUAUGCUGGUGGAGUUGUCAAGAAGGGAGAGAGAAGCAGGUAUUAAACCAGAUCCUGAGAUUGAUGCGUUCAUGAAAGCCACAGCCAUGGCGGGACAGGAAACCAGCUUGAUUACUGAUUAUGUGCUGAAGAUUCUUGGAUUGGACAUUUGUGCUGAUAUUAUGGUGGGAGAUGACAUGAGAAGAGGCAUUUCUGGUGGUCAGAAGAAGCGUGUUACCACUGCUGAAAUGUUGGUAGGACCAGCAAAAGCAUUUUUCAUGGAUGAAAUAUCAACAGGACUGGACAGUUCCACCACUUUUCAAAUAGUGAAGUUCAUGAGACAGAUGGUUCAUAUUAAUGAUAUAACCAUGGUCAUCUCUCUCUUACAGCCAGCGCCCGAGACAUUCAAUCUUUUUGAUGAUGUCAUCCUACUUUCUGAUGGGCGGAUUGUCUAUCAGGGUCCACGUGAUAAUAUUCUUGAGUUCUUCGAGUACAUGGGAUUUAAAUGUCCUGAAAGGAAAGGAAUUGCAGACUUUCUGCAGGAGGUUACCUCAAAGAAGGACCAACAGCAGUAUUGGUACAGAAAAAACCAGCCUUUUAGAUAUGUCUCUUCAGAGGAUUUCGCAAAUGCGUUCAAUUCCUUCCAUGUAGGACAACGACUUACAGCAGACCUUAGAGUUCCUUAUGAUAAGGCCAGAACCCACCCUGCAGCAUUGGUUAAAGAGAAGUAUGGAAUUUCGAAUUGGGAUCUCUUCAAGGCAUGCUUUGAUCGUGAAUGGCUGCUCAUGAAGCGGAGUGCUUUUGUUUUCAUAUUUAAAACAACACAAAUCACUAUCAUGGCCUUAAUUGCCCUGACGGUGUUUUUAAGAACAGAAAUGAAAACUGGUCACGUGAAUGAUGCUGCUAAGUUUUGGGGAGCAUUGUUUUUCAGUCUUAUCAAUGUGAUGUUCAAUGGAAUGGCUGAGCUGGCCAUGACAGUUUUCAGGCUUCCUGUUUUUUUCAAGCAGAGGGACUGUUUGUUCUACCCAGCUUGGGCAUUUGCUCUGCCAAUUUGGGUCCUCCGUAUUCCCAUUUCAGUCAUGGAGUCCGUAAUAUGGAUCAUUUUCACGUAUUACACCAUUGGUUUUGCGCCUUCUGCAGCCAGGUUCUUCAAACAGCUCUUGGCAUUCAUUGGCAUCCAUCAGAUGGCUCUCUCUUUGUUUCGUUUCAUUGCUGCAGCUGGAAGAGCACAAGUUGUAGCAAACACGCUUGGAACCUUCACCUUGUUGUUGGUCUUUAUUCUAGGAGGCUUCAUUGUUGCAAAAGAUGACAUCAAGAAUUGGAUGAUAUGGGGUUACUAUGUUUCUCCUAUGAUGUAUGGACAAAAUGCCAUUGCCAUCAACGAGUUUCUUUCUGAAAGAUGGAGCAACCCCUCCAAUGGCUCUGAACCUACAGUUGGAAAGACACUUCUAAAGGACAGAGGUCUAUUUACCACUGAAACUUGGUACUGGAUUGGUGUAGGAGCUCUUUUCGCUUUCUCCUUGUUGUUCAAUGUUCUUUUUAUUGGAGCAUUGACAUUUUUAAAUCCAAUUGGAGAUACUAAAGCUGUUCUUGUUGAGGACGAUGAUGAGAAAAAGACUAGAAAUGAAGCAUCCAAUUCUGCAGGAAUUCAAAUGGGUGUAAGAAAUUCUCAGGCAAAUGGCAACUCAAUGGUUAGUGCAACAAACAAUCAAGCAACUAGAGGAAUGGUUUUGCCCUUCCAACCGCUCUCACUUGCAUUCAAUCAUGUGAAGUACUACGUGGACAUGCCUGCAGAAAUGAAGUCACAAGGGAUUGAAGAAGAUAGAUUGCAACUUCUGAGAGAUGUUAGUGGUGCUUUCAGGCCUGGCGUUUUAACAGCACUGGUGGGUGUCAGUGGUGCUGGAAAGACCACAUUGAUGGAUGUCUUAGCAGGUAGAAAGACAGGUGGCUACAUUGAAGGAAGCAUAAGCAUUUCAGGCUACCCAAAGAACCAAGAAACUUUUGCCCGAGUUAGUGGUUACUGUGAGCAGAAUGAUAUACACUCUCCUUAUGUAACUGUUUAUGAAUCGCUCCUCUAUUCUGCCUGGCUGCGGCUUGCUUCUGAUGUAAAGACAGAAACUCGAAAGAUGUUUGUUCAAGAAGUCAUGGACUUGGUUGAGCUCAAUGCUCUGAGGGACGCUCUUGUUGGACUUCCAGGAGUGGACGGCCUUUCAACCGAGCAGAGAAAGAGACUUACAAUUGCUGUUGAAUUAGUUGCUAAUCCUUCCAUCAUCUUUAUGGAUGAGCCCACUUCAGGACUUGAUGCUAGAGCUGCUGCAAUUGUCAUGCGUACUGUCAGAAAUACAGUGGAUACUGGUAGAACUGUGGUCUGCACAAUUCACCAACCAAGCAUUGAUAUAUUUGAAGCUUUUGACGAGCUGCUCUUGAUGAAGAGAGGAGGACAAGUGAUAUAUGCUGGACCUCUUGGUCGCCAUUCUCACAAACUCGUUGAAUAUUUUGAGGCUGUACCUGGUGUUCCCAAGAUAAAAGAGGGUCACAAUCCAGCUACCUGGAUGUUGGAUGUCAGCACCUCAGCAAUGGAGGCUCAACUUGGAGUCGAUUUUGCAGAAAUAUAUGCCAACUCUGAUCUCUACAGGAGGAAUCAGGAGCUAAUAAAGGAACUGAGCGCUCCUGAACCGGGUUCCAGGGAUCUAUACUUCCCCACCCAAUACUCUCAGUCCUUUUUAGUUCAGUGCAAGGCUUGUUUUUGGAAACAACACUGGUCAUAUUGGAGGAACUCACAAUAUAAUGCAAUUAGAUUCUUCAUGACUGUUGUCAUUGGAAUUAUGUUUGGCGUUAUCUUUUGGGACAAAGGAACUAAAAUAUUUAGACAACAAGACUUGCUUAACUUACUCGGAGCUACUUAUGCUGCUGUUCUUUUCCUUGGAGCAACCAAUGCUUCUGCCGUGCAGUCUGUUGUGGCGAUUGAGAGAACAGUUUUUUACCGUGAAAGAGCAGCAGGAAUGUACUCUGAGUUGCCUUACGCAUUUGCUCAGGUUGCAAUUGAAACUAUUUAUGUUGCAAUUCAAACUCUGGUUUAUACACUUCUUUUGUACUCGAUGAUUGGAUUCGACUGGACUGCCGAGAAGUUCUUGUAUUUCUACUACUUCAUCUUCAUGUGCUAUGCCUACUUCUCAAUGUACGGGAUGAUGGUUGUUGCAUUGACUCCUGGCCAUCAAAUUGCUGCUAUUGUCAUGUCCUUCUUCUUGAGUUUCUGGAAUCUGUUUUCUGGUUUUCUCAUCCCGCGUCCGCUUAUUCCAGUAUGGUGGAGGUGGUACUACUGGUGCUCUCCUGUUGCAUGGUCAAUUUAUGGCAUUUUUGCAUCUCAAAUUGCUGACAGAACAACUGGUAUUGAAGUCCCUGGUAGUGACACAAAAGUUCCAAUCAACCAAUUCCUUAAAGAAUACUUGGGCUAUGACCAUGACUUCCUCAUUCCAGUGGUCUUUGCCCACGUCGGUUGGGUCCUCCUCUUCUUCUUCGUCUUCGCUUAUGGCAUCAAGUUCCUGAACUUCCAAAGAAGAUGAUCACUUCUCAGUUCACAUGCGGAGUAUUUCUUUAGGUUUAUAGACCAAUUGUAUAUCUUUGUAGCUAAGCAUAUAGGACCAGCGAUCUUUCUCUCUUUGUUUAUAGGUGUCUUUAGAAAACUCCGACCAAUAGUCCAAUAUUCCCAUUUGAGCGCAAUAUAGCUGCAAGAACGGCUCAUAUGAUACGAGUCCUUAAAGGUACAAGUAUAAUACGAGACGGGUAUAGUAUGUGACAUAAUAUGUAUGUAUUGUAUGAUUUUUUUCAAGAGUAUAAUUAAAAGUUUAGCGUAAAAAUAUUGGCAAAAUUA